AUGUUCUGCAGGGAUCUCUGGUCUGCCUUGGUGGUUAAAGCUUUAAGUAGAUCGGUGUCGUACACCGCCAUGUCUCUCCGCCUCAAUGCCAUCUGGGCGAAGGCGGGGGGUAACCAAGUCACUUCGAUGAAGAAAGGCUACUUCCUAAUCAGGUUUACAAGCAGCCUAGCCUAUGAGCGAGCUAUCACCGACGGACCAUGGAUGAUCGGAUCGAGUUAUCUUACAGUACACAUGUGGGACAAAUACUUUGACCCGUACGAACACGAGAUAUCAUCCACAGUGGUUUGGGCACGCCUCCUGGAACUCCCGAUACAUUAUUUCCAUCAAGAUGCGGUGAUGAAAAUAGGGUGUCGCAUGGGCAAACCAAUCCGAAUAGACGCCGCCACGCGCACAAAGGCUCGAAGUGAUUAUGCGAGAGUGUGA
Messenger RNA from Linum tenue, 423 nucleotides. The record is from the annotation of a GenBank genome assembly. Lineage: Eukaryota; Viridiplantae; Streptophyta; Magnoliopsida; Malpighiales; Linaceae.